This is a messenger RNA of Athalia rosae (coleseed sawfly), 2711 nucleotides long. Its product is annotated as adipokinetic hormone/corazonin-related peptide receptor variant I-like. The record is from RefSeq and is a predicted model, not a curated record. Gene Ontology annotation, biological process: G protein-coupled receptor signaling pathway. Gene Ontology annotation, cellular component: membrane. The transcript has 7 exons. Bases 449 to 1594 code for a protein of 381 amino acids. Gene Ontology annotation, molecular function: peptide binding; G protein-coupled receptor activity. Lineage: Eukaryota; Metazoa; Arthropoda; Insecta; Hymenoptera; Athaliidae.
UACUCAUUUCGCGCGUCCUCUCCCUCCAGUCGCUUCUGCCGCGGCCGAUCCACUCCGCCAAUUCGUUCGGAAAGUCGUCAUCCCCGAUCGGGAGGGCUGCCCUCGUUUCGAACGCGCGUUUCGCCCCGAAUCAGCGGUGAAUUGUUGUUGUUUUUUUGUUUUUGUUUUUUUUUUUUGGUCAAAAACUGCAUCCGCUUCCGACGUGCGAAACAGAGGAGAUUCGAACAUCGUUCGAUUUCCAUGAGCUUCCUGCGGGAUUCGAGAUUCGAAAAAUUCGCGUACAUCGAUGACGAAGUAUAAUGAGGCGCUCGUUUGCCGCUGUAAAGUACAACGAGAGUACCGUAAAAACGUCGUCGCGAUUCCGGUUUCCCGUUGACGUUUGAUCGUUCGUCGAAUUCAAUUUGGAUUAUGUGAUGAAUUCGAGCUGCGACCGAUUGAUCCGGUAAUUAUGAAAAGCGACGCUCCAGGCGGGAGCGAAGUUCAUUCGAUGGAGCGAAGCAACACUUCUGUGGAUUGUUCUAACAACGCGACGAGUUUGCCGUACGCGAUAAGGAAUCUGUCGCUGUUUAACCCCACGGAGAACGGGACGUUGCCACCCCAGUUCAGAUUCACCGAACAAUCGCUGAGCGUCGUGGUUGUUUACUGUCUUUUGUUCGUCGUAGCCGCCGUCGGAAAUUUGACGGUAUUCAUAAGCCUGUUCAGAGGGAGACACAGGAAAUCCAGAAUAUCGCUCAUGAUGUCGCAUCUAGCCGCUGCCGACCUACUCGUCACCUUCAUCAUGAUUCCUCUCGAGGUCGGUUGGCGUCUGACGGUGCAGUGGCUGGCGGGUAAUCUGGCGUGUAAAAUGUUUCUGUUUCUGAGGGCGUUCGGACUUUACCUGUCGAGCAAUGUCCUCAUCUGCGUAUCUUUGGAUAGGUACUUCGCAAUUUUGCAUCCGCUGAAGGUAAACGACGCCAGACGUCGUGGAAAAAUUAUGCUGGCCAUCGCCUGGGUGUGCAGCCUCCUUUACGCCGUGCCGCAGAGCGUCGUUUUCCACGUGUCCACGCACCCGAAGUACCCGGAAUUUCAGCAGUGCGUCACCUUCGGAUUUUUCAUGACCCAAGCCCAGGAGACGGGCUACAAUCUAUUCUGCGUUAUCGCGAUGUACUUCGGACCUCUGCUGGUCAUUUGCUGCACCUACACGAAAAUACUCUGCGAGAUAUGCAACAAGAGCCGAGAAGGAAAGCAACUGGAAAUCGGACGCUUCACCCUCAGGAGGUCGGACAUCAGCAGCAUAGAGAGGGCGCGGAGUCGCACCCUCAGGAUGACCAUCACCAUAGUCUCGGUGUUCAUACUCUGCUGGACCCCCUACGUAGCGAUGACCUUGUGGUACAUGUUCGACAGGGAGAGUGCGAUGCGCGUCGACGCCUCCGUUCAGGACGGUUUGUUCAUAAUGGCGGUCGGUAACUCGUGCGCGAAUCCUCUGGUCUACGGCAGUUACGUGGUGAAUUUUCGUCGGGAAUGUACCCGGUGUUUUUACCCCCGACAAUCGGCGUCACCGCCGCAUCAGGAGAACGCGGGGGUCAGAUUGGCUUGCAGGAGCACCGGCAAAUGAGAGUCGCACCCUGCACAUGGGGAAUUCAGCACGCAAAUUUAUUCGAUCGAUUUCACGCGGCACACCGACGACGACGAAUCGAGAUGUGCCAGACGAAACGAAUGCUCGUUCUGAUCUUAACGUGCGCGUCAUGGGAUAGAACGCCGCCGAAUUUUUUUCUCCACGUGCAGUGCGUAGAACUUGAACGAUUAAUGUAUAAAUGUUAAAAUCGUUUAGUUGGUAAGUUGUACGCAAAUAUCGUCGUUAGGGUGGCGCGAAGAAUGACUAUUUUUAUUUGCCGCGUCUCCGAUGGAAGUACAUCGGCGUUCCAACGAUAACAGUCCUCUCCGAAGGUCGGCCCGAAAAAGAACUUUUUAGGGGUCGCUUCAAAUUUGUGAAAAUUUACAAAAUUGUUGCAAAUUCAGUUUCUUUUUUUUCUUUUCGAUCCUUUUUCUUGUCAUUCUAUCGUAUUCUAGAUUGAAACCGAUGAAGAUUCUGAAAAUUUCAAGUCAAUAUUAGGUAUAUGUUUUCUAAAAGUCGACAAUUUUCUAAAUUUAAUUUUAGUCAAUGUUUAGAUUCAAAGAUCGUUGGCAGACAUUUUAAAUACUGUACUUUAAAAGUUCAGAAAACUUGUAACCACUUUUAAAAAGCGGAAUAUCGACUUGAAAUUAUCGGCAUCUCCAUCAUUUCCACCUGUGGGAUACAAUACAAUAACGAUUUGAGGGAAAAAGAAAUCGAUUUUUGACGAUUUUCGAAAUUUUCAAAAAUCUUUCUAAAAUUCUUUCUCCGAGUGAUUUUUCGGAGGGGGGCUCUUAGAACAUGCUGAACUAUGAUAUAAUUUCAUAGGUGACGCAGAAGAAGAAAAAAAAAAAAAAAAACUAGUCGUUUUUCCUCGCCACCCUAUAAUCGUCAUAUGAAUAUAGAUGGAAUAUUUUAUUACGUGAUAAUUAUAAAUUACUUAUAACGAAAUUAUUUUAUUAAUAAUAUUAGCAUAUAUAACGAAUAAAAUUUCCCUGUUACAUAAAUUGCAUCCGUACUUACGCUGGUACAAUAUACACGCAUACCUACCUAGAUGUGUAAGUCCCGGUCUUGUAUUGUAUAUUCAUGUCAAUAACGCAGAGCACGAGAAAGCAAGAGA